Messenger RNA from Mercenaria mercenaria, 2444 nucleotides. Its product is annotated as carbohydrate sulfotransferase 9-like. Gene Ontology annotation, biological process: carbohydrate biosynthetic process. The transcript has 4 exons. Bases 158 to 1552 code for a protein of 464 amino acids. The record is from RefSeq and is a predicted model, not a curated record. Lineage: Eukaryota; Metazoa; Mollusca; Bivalvia; Venerida; Veneridae. Gene Ontology annotation, molecular function: sulfotransferase activity. Gene Ontology annotation, cellular component: membrane.
UUCAGUCACCAUUGACGGUGUGAGCCGUUAGAGGUAGAAUAGUCUGUUUUCAGUCUAUGAAUAUUGAAUAUCCAAGUUGUUUAAAACAUGCGUGUUAGGGGGAAAAUAGUGUUAACUGUUUUAACUUUAUUAAUUAUGUGGACAGUUUUGUCAAAAGAUGGCAACAAUGUUGAGAGGUAAUAGUGUUGUACAGAUUAGAGACAGAUCGUUACCUGAAGUGGACAACAAUGUCUUGUGCACGAAAAGAUCCACCACUUCAAAAUAUUCACUUACAAGUACACUUAUUUCUCAGCCAACUUUGCCAUCUCCUUGUCUCAAGUUUGGUGACGUUACAGGAAAGGUAAUUGGUGGGACAAGCGGAGUCGUAAAUAUAAAGGAAAAUAUUAACACUUCAAGCGAAAGGUCGAAGGGCAGUAUGGAUCAGGAAAAUGAUAUCCAUCGCCGGUUUAUAAACCGUAAAAGACAUCUUCAGAACGUAUGUUCUAAAGUGAGAGAGACUCGUGUGGAUCAAAGAUGUAUACGAAAUGGCGUUGCCAGUAAUCUAAAAUAUGUGGAAAAUAAAGAGAUGCUUUUCUGUGCAAUUGAGAAGACUGGGAGUACAUUCUGGAAACGAAUUUUGCAUAUAGCAGGAGGUUGGCGAAACGUUUCUAAUCCUACCCAUAUUGGCUUAGGAGAAGCGUAUACCGAGAAAGGAGGGUACCGGUCAAUGAAAGGUAAAAAUUGGACAAAUAUUGUUGAAAUUUUUAGCAAAACAAGAAGUGUUAUAUUUGUGAGAGACCCUUACACGAGACUAUUUUCUGGUUGGCUUGACAAGUUCUAUUCACCAAAUACCUACUUCUGGAAAUCAGCUGGAAAACAGAUAGUGAAAAAGGAAAGAAAAACUGAUGUCAAGUGUGGUUAUGACGUAACAUUUGCGGAAUUUGUUAAUCAUACUGUGCAUAAUGUUCUAUCUACACCAUGUAUAGAUGGGCAUUUCCAGUCUAAUUAUUUGCAUUGCUUACCAUGUAAUGUCACAUUCGAUUACAUAGGCAAAUAUGAGACAAUUAAAGAAGAUACUAUGCAUAUUCUAGAGGCAUUCAAACUUUCAGAAAAAAUUAAAUUUGAUGAUUUUGAGAAAGACUCCGCACUAGACGCUAUAAAGGACGCUGCUGGUUGGGUGUUUUCUCAGAAAAAAGGGGUAGCUGAAUGUGAAGUGUCAUUUGGAUGUGCUUUGUUCAAAGUUUGGAGCAGGCUUCAAAGCCGAGGAAUCAUCAGUUUUAAAAUAAAGUUUCCUUUUAAAUCGGAUGAGGAUGUACGUAACGUUACAAGAAAACAAUUUGAAUCAGCUCUAAAGAAUGCUUAUGACGGGAGUGAUUCAGAGGACUUGCAGAACAGUCGACAAGCAGCGCUUGUACAAGCUUUAGGUUCACUACCUAAAUCAUCAGUAAAUUUAAUACAACAGGCAUUUGAUUUAGACUUUGAAAUAUUUGGAUAUGAUCGAGUACCCAUUGUGUCCAUUAAUCCAACAAAUUUUCAGACUUUUAGUUACUUCCAAAAUUGCCCACCUUUUUGAACUGACUCUUUGUGUGCAGUGAAAAUGCUAAGCAAUUAAAGGGUAAAAAGAUGAAGUGUUAUUUGUAAACGGUACUUAGUUGUACAGAAUCAGGUUUUAAGAUUCAAAUAGUCUAAAGACGUUUAUACAAAAAAUACACUGAUCUUUAUGUGAUAAAAGUGCUUAAAUCAAAAAUCAAUUUUACUUGCGAAUAGUUUGAAGUAUUUGCCCUUUUGUUAUCAUUAUAUAUUAAAUGUAUGGAGAAAAUACUUCAAACAAAGUUAAACAGAUUGAUAUGGAGUCUCUGAGGUAACAAAGUUUUGUUUCCUCGUUGCUAUGAGAUAUUAUCUCGUUCCCUGAAAUAAGUUAUCCCGUAGCCUUGAGAUGAUAUCUCUUUCCCACGAGUAAGUUUCUUAUGACCACGAUAUAACUCGAGUUAUCAUGAGAUAUUAACUCGAAUGCGUACGUUUUACCUUGUGGACAUGAGAUACUAACAUUUUGGAACGAAAGGGACCCAAGCUAGUUCUCGUGAGUAGGUUUCUCGUAGCCACGAGAUAAAAAAGUACAAUUGUCACCUCGGUGCGUCAGUAGUUAUUUCUUUAAUCUGUUGAAACAAAACUACAGAGGAACACUAUAGAAAUAACAUCUGCUGGUUUUGUGUUUGUAAAGAUUGCAGCAGUUUUGAGAUCAGCUAUUUUAUAUAACAGGGAGUAACUGAAAUUAUAAUAAUACCUUUGUAUUUAAGGAGAUGAAACUAAACAGAGGUCCUACUGAAAAUGUUGAUACCAUGCAAUCAGAAUAUUAACGCUUUAAUUUUCAAAGACAUGUCAUUUUAUGUAUUCAAAUCUGUCCACAUGUAUAAACUGGUAUAACGUGGCUUUAAAAGUAAAUAAAAUGUGUAUCUUUUUUAGAA